Molecule: messenger RNA, 1620 nt
Organism: Cyphellophora attinorum
Lineage: Eukaryota; Fungi; Ascomycota; Eurotiomycetes; Chaetothyriales; Cyphellophoraceae
Product: Carboxypeptidase-like protein
Exons: 5
Coding region: 1-1620 (539 amino acids)
Biological process (GO): proteolysis
Cellular component (GO): fungal-type vacuole
Molecular function (GO): serine-type carboxypeptidase activity
Source: RefSeq, a predicted model, not a curated record
AUGAAGUUCACAACAGCAGCUGCCUCGUUGGCACUUCUAGCUGCCUCCGCAGACGCAUUCAAGCCCGGCCCCGUGGUCCAACCUCGGAGUCGUGAUCGCAAAGGUCCUGCCAUCCAAGUCCUGCCACGACAGUUCCCAGCAGAGCCUGAAGGUGUUCAGACUAUCAUCAGCCCGAGUGGCGCGAACAUCACCUACAAGGAGCCAGGGAAGGAGGGAAUCUGCGAAACAACUCCAGGUGUCAACUCUUAUGCCGGCUUCAUCAACCUCGGUCAAGACGUGCAUAGCUUUUUCUGGUUCUUCGAAUCGCGAAGGGACCCAGCCAACGACCCUCUGACACUUUGGCUGAAUGGUGGUCCUGGUAGCGACAGCUUGAUCGGCCUGUUCCAAGAACUUGGGCCCUGCAACGUAACGGAAGACCUGGUGACAGCACUGAAUCCAUACGCCUGGAACGAAGUCUCGAACAUGCUGUUUUUGAGUCAGCCAAUUGGUGUAGGCUUCAGCUACGGCGGCAAAGCAGAGGCAUCGAAGGGCAUAUUCGGAGAAUUCAUUCCAGCAGACGAAGCCGAACCAGAUGGAAGAUAUCCUACGUUCGACCCUUCUGCUAUCGACACGACUGAUCUUGCCGCAAUCGCGGCGUGGGAAGUGGUACAGGGCUUUUACUCUGCUCUCCCUCAGCUCGACAGCAACGUCAGCUCAACGACAUUCAACUUGGCUACCGAGUCGUAUGGCGGCCACUAUGGUCCAGCCUUCUUCAAAUACUUCUACGAUCAGAACGAGCUCAUCAAGAACGGUACCAUUCAGGGACAAGAACUGGAGUUCAGCUCUCUCACUCUGAUCAACGCCAUUAUCGACGAAGCAAUUCAGGCACCGUACUACCCAGAAUUUGCCAACUACAACACCUACGGCAUCAAGGCUCUCAACGAUACCAUGUAUAACUAUGCUUCUUGGGCAGUAGUGAUGCCGAAUGGCUGUCUCGACCAACUCACCUACUGCAACGUCGCGAACCAAAGCACAGCUGUUGGCCAAGCUGUUUGCGCAGAAGCAGCCUUGAUGUGCAGAGACAAUACGCAAGCAGCACUCGGCGUCGACACAAAUUACACCUCGUUCAGUAACAACGACAUCUACUACGCUUUCCAGCAGACCGGUGAUUUCGUCUACCCAAAUUUCAAGGAAGAUUUGGAAGCAAUCCUGAAUGCUUCUGUCAGAGUAUCGAUGAUCUAUGGCGAUGCGGACUAUAUCUGCAAUUGGUUCGGUGGAGAGGCAGUGAGUAAGGGAGUACAAUACACCAAUACCGAGGAGUUCAAUGCGGCGGGCUAUACACCUAUGGUGGUGGAUGGCGUGCAGUAUGGAGAGACGAGGGAGUAUGGCAACUUCUCCUUCACUCGCAUCUACGAAGCAGGUCAUGAAGUUCCCUACUACCAACCCAUUGCCGCUCUCCAGCUCUUCAAUCGCACGAUUUUCGGCUUCGAUACCGCCACGGGAACGAAGAAGGUCACCGAAGAUCUCAGUACGUCUGGUAACGCGAAUACCACACAUACGGCGAGUGCGCCGCCGUUGGCGAGCGAGACCGGUGGUGCUGUUCUUGGCGAUGGGAAGAAGGCUAUUUGGUGGAGAUCUUAA